Coregonus sp. 'balchen' is the source of this 2517-nucleotide messenger RNA. The record is from the annotation of a GenBank genome assembly. Lineage: Eukaryota; Metazoa; Chordata; Actinopteri; Salmoniformes; Salmonidae.
GGACAGGACAGGUGAAGACUAGUAAUAUUGCUCUCUACUCAAGUCGUGGUUGUGAAGAUGUUCCUACAGCUCGGCAUAAAUUACCUCGAGUGCAUAUUUGCAACUGUACUGGCAUGGAUCCGUGGCACGUCACAGUUAUCAUCUACAGGAAAAGUAAAUCCAGCUACAAUCAAGGUGGUGCAAAAGACAGUAUCUCAAGCUGCGGCAACUCCAAGAAGUGUCAAUUAUCAUUUUACCCGACAGUGCAAUUAUAAGUGCGGUUUUUGUUUCCACACUGCAAAAACGUCUUUUGUCCUACCCAUUGAGGAAGCAAAGAGAGGUUUACAGCUUCUGAAGGAAUCAGGUAAAUUUGGCCAAAGAUUAUAUUUAUGCUAUUUCAAAUCCCUAUUUAAAUUCACAUUAUAUGCUAUUACAUUAGUAUUAAAGCCUAUGUGUUUCUAAUGUAAUAUUUUAUUCAGAGUUUAGAAUUCAGAAUUUCAUUAUUUUUGCAGGACUGGAAAAAAUUAACUUUUCUGGCGGAGAGCCUUUCAUACACGACAGAGGUGAUUUCUUGGGGAAAUUAGUCCAAUACUGCAAACACGACCUCCAGCUUCCAAGUGUCAGUAUUGUCAGCAAUGGCAGCAUGAUUAGAGAGAAGUGGUUCCACACAUAUGGUAAGAUGGUUUUCAUUUUAGGUUCUGUGUUAAAAGAAAAUAUUUUAAGGCCGACCAACGUUACCCCGGUGAUCGUCAUUAUAUCAGAGAUCACCCAUAAUUAAUAAACAAUCCUCAUUAUUCUCAUGCGGUCAGGAAACAAAGUUCAUUUUAUUGACACUAGAUGUCAGCACCGGGUUAGUUUUGAUGUGAGGUCACAAAAUGAAAACUCAGAGAAGCAUUUCACAUGUUUUAUUUGAAAUGCCUCGCAGUUGACUCCUUAAAAAAUGUAGGACUCAUCAUAAAAGGCAUACGUUGAUCAUCAAAUUGUUUUUAAAAACGACUAGUUUAUAUUUUUACCUAAAAAAAUCGGAACUAUCACAUGUAUGUCUGGAUAUGAAUACAUUUAGAAUUCAUUGGUGUUUCAAAAUACAAUUCUUUGAGAUUAUGUCAGUGUUAUUAUCAAAAUGCUCCUUGUCCUCACAGGCAAAUACCUGGACAUUCUGGCCAUUUCCUGUGACAGCUUUGAUGAGGACACCAACCACACUAUUGGCAGAGCCCAGGGCAGGAAGAGCCACCUGGACAACCUCUUCAAGGUCCGGGAGUGGUGCCAGAAGUACAAAGUGGCGUUCAAAGUCAACUCUGUGAUCAACACCUUCAAUGUGGAUGAAGACAUGAGAGAAAAAAUCACCGGACUCAACCCUGUACGCUGGAAGGUUAGGGUGUUCCAGUGCAUUAACAUUACUCACCAGUAAUACUGUAUCUGUAAAUAGAGGUGUUUUCUCAUACCAUAGAUAGUAGUAAGUGAGUUGUAUGGCCUUGACUUCACUGUGUGUGCUGUAUAGGUGUUCCAGUGUCUGCUGAUCGAUGGCGAGAACGCUGGGGAGAACAGUCUGAGGGAGGCAGAGAGGUUUGUCAUCAGCGACCAGCAGUUUCAGGACUUCCUGGAUAGGCACAGCAGCAUCAGCUGCCUGGUACCAGAGUCCAAUCAAAAGGUAUGGGACUGGACUAAAGACGAAGACAACACAAUAUUAUACUUUUUUGUUGUCAGUUAUUGAUAUUAUGAUGGUUCAACAACUACUAGUCCAUUUAAGUUGUUUCUGAAUGCUAUUAAGGUUCAAAGUACACUAUUAGAAAAAAGGGUUCCAAAAGGGUUCUUCUGCUGUCCCCAUAGGAUAACCUUUUUUGGUUCCAGGUAGAACAGUUUUUGGUUCCAGGUAGAACCUUCUUUUGGGUUGCAUGUAGAACUCUCUGUUGACAAUAUUGUAAUACAAAAUAGUUGUGACAUUAACAUGUUUCCUUGUUGUCUUAUCUUGUCAGAUGAGAGAUUCCUACCUCAUCCUGGAUGAAUAUGUAAGUCCUUUUUAUCAAUAUGUUAUUUUACAUGAUACUCACUCUACAUUCACAGGCUUUGAGAAGGGUGAAAUGAGAUGAUGAUUUGCAGAUAUUUUAUAUUUAUUAGUAUUAGAUAUGAAGUUUCAUAGCAGUGAUAUUUUGAUAAUGGACUAGAUUGUCAAGAGGCUCUUAUAUUACCCGUUGGUAACACUUUAUAAUAACUUUCAUGAUUAAGCCUUUAUAAAUGCUUAUAAAAUACUUUAUAAAUUAUUCUACAUGUUCUAAAUGCUUAUGAAUUUGACGUUUUUAUAUGCUUUUUUAGAUGCGUUUCCUGGAUUGCAGAGAGGGGAGGAAAGAUCCAUCCAAGUCCAUCCUUGAUGUUGGCGUGGAAGAGGCCAUUCAAUUCAGUGGCUUUGACGAGAAGAUGUUCCUAAAGAGAGGAGGGAAAUAUGUGUGGAGCAAAGCUGACAUGCGGCUAGAGUGGUGAUCCACACAUUAUAAUCAGUUAUUGCUACACUCCUAAAUGUAUUUUUGUGUUUUUCUAUUUAAA